Molecule: messenger RNA, 963 nt
Organism: Lindgomyces ingoldianus
Lineage: Eukaryota; Fungi; Ascomycota; Dothideomycetes; Pleosporales; Lindgomycetaceae
Product: thiamine pyrophosphokinase-related protein-like protein
Exons: 2
Coding region: 19-963 (314 amino acids)
Molecular function (GO): 8-oxo-dGDP phosphatase activity
Source: RefSeq, a predicted model, not a curated record
CUCGACUCUCUAACCAUAAUGUCUUGUUCGAACCUCGACCUGAUAAACGAAUGCGAUAGUUUCCCAUAUUACCAGACCGAUCCGGACCUGUACGCCGCCAGCAUUUCCACCUACUUCGAGCUCAGGGUCCGAGGACACGACUAUGCGCUUGGUUAUAUCCUCCCCUCUGUCGCCGAGAUCUUCCGGAACCUCCCUAAUUGGGAACUCGACGACGAUGACCGGAUACUGACCCUUACGGGCGGUAGCACUGCCGAGGAGCGAUCAGAACUGGUGAUGCGCACACUUUGGGCCAUGAAAGGGAUCGGCCAUUUCAAAGUUCUCGAAAAGUGGCGAGAUGAGCUCUAUCCUGUGUACGGCAAGAACAGAGAGCUCCUCUUCAACGUUGAGAGGUGCGCAAGCCCACUGCUUGGUGUUGUUACCUAUGGUGUGCACCUCACAGCCUUUGUAAAAAAGGAUGGUGAGCUGAAGAUAUGGACUCCGAGACGCGCGAAGACAAAGCAAACAUAUAGCGGGCUGCUAGACAAUGCUGUGGCAGGUGGCAUUGCGUCGGGCGAAGGGCCGUUUGAGAGUUUGGUAAGAGAAUGUGGUGAGGAGGCGUCGCUGGAGGAAGAGCUUGUGAGAAGCAAAGCAAAGGCAUGUGGCACCGUCACUUACUUCUACAUCCGCAACGAAAAGGCAGGAGGUGAGACGAGACUGCUGCAGCCCGAGUGUCAGUACGUCUAUGACCUGGAACUGCCCGAGAAUGUGAUACCGAAACCGGGAGACGACGAAGUCGAAGAGUUCUAUCUGUGGACCGUGGGAGAAGUGCAAGAUGCAAUGGCGAGGGGCGAAUUUAAGCCAAAUUGCGCUCUGGUGAUGCUGGAUUUCUUAAUUCGACAUGGCGUCUUGACGAGCGAGAACGAGCAGGACUAUAUCGAGAUUGUAUCGAGGCUGCACCGAAGACUUGAAUUUCCUACUCUAUAA